UAUGGAUCAGGAGAGGGGGACAGAAGAACUCUCAAAACAUUAACUUUACCAGGGUACAUUGUAAGCUGUGGCUACCAAGGUGACAUUACAAUGGACAGGAUGUCUCUUCAAAACUAAUAAAAGAAGUCCUACAGCAACUUGAAGAAUGGGGUUCCUGGGAGGAGAAAUAACUGUGGACAACCGUACAGCCUACUACUGGACAUGCUGUAUCGAGAUCCAGACACCAUGGCUAUUUUCUGACCAAUACAAAACAUUUGCUGCUGACCCUUACAAAAAGACACAGCAAAGCCAAACACUUUUAAUCAAAUGGGGCCAAACCAUCUACUUACGAGUGAAAUAUGGAUGGUGUUCAGAGACUGAGUGCUGCAAAGAUCCAGAUCUGUGGUACAUAUUCGACCCAAGAGAUGACCCCUGUUUCACAAUUCGAGAGAGUGGAGACCACUUGGAGAUUCAUAUGGACUGCAACGUUAAUUACGAGAAGAAAAAAUCAACUUGCCCAAAUUAUGAGAGAAUUGAAGAUGAUGCACGAGAGAAAGAGGAAAAUCGUAGGCGCGACGAAGAGCAGCGGCGUCAGGCCCAGAUUGAACGUGAAAGAAAAAUUGAGGAACAGAUUAAACGGGAAAGUGAGCUUGCUGCUACGAAGCUUUCACGCGCCACAGAGACACUGAAGCAGAAUCAGAAGCUGAGAGGUCAUGAGUUUCAUCACCAAACUAAUAUAAUGCAACAGCCACUAGAAGCUGGCAGUGAUAAAGAUGAGGUUGAAGAAAUAAAGAAGCGGUUCAUGGAACUUGUGUUAGAAUAUCAGAUCACUGAUGAUGAUGACUCAGAAGAGACAUUAGCAGACAGAAUUAAAACUCUGCAAAAUGGCCUAAUUGUGGAGUUCUGUAAGAAACACAACCUGUCCAGUGGCUGUGUGUUUUCCUUUGACACUGCAGUUGGUUAUGAGACUCUGCCUCUACAUGAUAGACUGACUCUGCUUGAGGCAGUAAUGUGUUUAGUUUUUGAGAAGAAUGAAGAUGACCACACACAUAAACAUGACCGGGACUUCCUCAUGGAUCUGCUCGAACUGUUGCAACAUGACCAUCCAUCACUUGCUUUUAAUCUUUUACAGAGCAUCCUUCAAACUGAUCCGCAUAUGUCUACACAGAGUAAAGAAACUCUGUGUCAGAUUGCAUUUAACAACACAUGGAAACUGGCAGAAAUAACAGAUUUCAUGAGGAAGGUUUUUGGCAAAGACAAAGAACAAGUGCACUCAGUACUUCACAUUGCACAGACCUACAAACUGGAGUAUGAGAAUGUCUUCUGUGCUUUGGAUUCACCAGAUCCCCCCAGAUUGAUAAAAAGGUAUGUUGACAAAGAGAAAGACAAAAAUGCUGAUACUAUCAUUAGUGAAAUGCACAAAGACCACUACCCUGAGAAUGUCCUGACAAUACUAGAGGAUGUUUUAAGAUAUCUAGAAAUAGAGCUUCGUAAACACACCACAGCUGUUCUCAGUCCAAACAAAAUCCAGGAGUUAAAGAAAAUGGUAAAAGAACUGGACUUUAACAAUCCAGACAGACAAAUUCUCAAAAGUGUAGUAGUAGGAAUGUCAAUGGCAGUAAAAAUGUGCUCCGUGGUCACAGUUCAAAAGGGUAAAAAUAAAAUAGUAAUUGAAGGAUAUCUUCCCAGAUUAACUCAACUUGCAACCUUGAUUGUUUUCCUACUCCCAAAGUCACAAACCCAUACAGGUUGUCUCCUUGAAAUAGGGACAGGUGAAGGGAAAUCCUGUAUCUUAGCCAUGCUUGCUACAAUCCAUGCCAUUCGUGGUGUAAAGGUGGAUAUUGUGACGAGCUCCCCAGUCCUUGCAUAUCGUGAUUUAGAGGAAUGGAACAGACUGUACAACAUGUUUGGCAUAACAUCAUCUGCUGUUCCUCCAUUACUGAAUGAUGUCUCGUCUGAAGAACUAGAGAAACUGACUCAGGAAGCAUACAGACAACAAAUUAUUUACAGUACUGUUGGGAAUUUUGCAGCAGAUACGCUGAAACAAGAGUUUGAAAAGAAAACAACUCGAGGUGACAGAAGGUUUGAACUGGUCCUUGUGGAUGAGGUGGACUACAUGACCUUGGAUAAUGGAGUUCAAAUAACUUUUCUGUCCCAUGAGAGCAGUGGCCUCCAGCAUUUGGAGAAGGUCCUUGCAGGCAUCUGGGCCAAGACGUCUGCAUGUCGACCAAUUGAGGUGGGAGAGACAGGAGAUAUCAUGUGGACAACAAGAGUGCAGAAUUUUCACACAGCUGCACUGAUAUCAAUGAUUGGUUCAGAUACAAGUGAGACAUUUUCACCACUGGAAAUUUUGUUGCCAGGAAUUGAACUAGGCUUUUACUCAGAGAAAGACUUUGAAAACUUGAAGGUCUCUAUUAAUGAUGAAGGAGGAAAGGAGCAUGGAACUAUGGAAAAUGAGGCAUGGAAGACUAUCAUGGCCAAAACAGGAAUAGAACAACAGUAUGACCUGCUCAGUGUUCUUGAGAUGGGAAUGGAGCACAAGGUGGCAUUUAACUGUUAUUCAUAUCAGUCAGAAACUAGGAAUGCUGUUCAGUUUGGAAAGCAAAAGACAAAAACUGACCAAAACAUCAACAUGCUGUUAUUGGAAAAUGGAAAAGCUUGUGAGAUCUUGUCUGAAGAUUUGUUAGUUGAAGCCACUAUUAGCGAGUUGAAAUCCAAGAUUAAAUAUUCGAAACAAUGCAGUUCAGAAAAAGAUAAAUACACUCUUGUAGUCCCUUCUUUUUUAGAAAAAUACCUGGAAAAUCAGCUGCCAGUGUUUGUUGAGAAUGCACUGAAGGCCAUUAAGAUGACCAAAGGCAGAGAGUACAUGAUCGAGAGAUCUCUUAGUGCUCAGGGAAUAGACGUUAGUGAAGAAGAUCAACACAUGUACCAUGCAAUAAUCCCAGUAGAUUUUCAGGCCAGUGGGAUGUUGGAGAAAAGGAAACGGUGGGGUGAGGGACUACAACAGUUUCUGGAGUUGAAACAUCAGCUAUCUUUAUCGCCAUUGUCAAAUGUGACAAACUACAUGUCAAAUUCACAUUUCUUUAAAAGAUAUCUCAGUGGGAAAGGGAUACUUGGUGUUUCUGGAACAUUGGGGGGAGAUGUAGAUAAGAAUUUCCUCGCAAGGCAUUACAAAACCGACAGCUACGUCAUACCAGCUCAUCAGCGUCAGAAGGUUACUGAGCUGCCAGCAGUCCAGGUGAGGGGAGGUACUGAGCAAUGGAUCCAAACUCUUUCUGCCAUGGUCUCAAAAGUCUCUAACAGAGGACAGGUGGUGUUAGUCGUGUGUGAGGAUGUCAAUACUGCAAAUGAGCUCAAUAACAAAAUGACAGCCGAAAUCAAACAUUCAGUCACCAUGUACACGAUGAGUGAGAGUCACAACAUAGAGAACCAGGAGUUCAACAAGGGUCAUAUCAUUAUUACCACCAACCUUGGAGGACGAGGGACAGACAUUAAGGUUACAGAGGAGGUUAACCACGCCGGCGGUCUCUUUGUAUUACUCACCUACUUCCCCAAUAAUCGCAGAGUUGAGAAACAGGUCUUUGGAAGAACAGGUCGAAAAGGCACACCAGGAAUGGUCCAAUUAAUCCUGAACCAUGAUCGUCUACCCAUGGCCUACAGAGGUCAUUCUAUUGAAGUCAUGAGGGAACUCAGAGAAGAGUUUGAGCUUAAUCGAAUAAAAGACAUGGAGAAGGAAAAACUAGCUGAAAUUGAAAUAAAGGAAGUGCUGUUCGCUACAUUUUGUCAGUUCCUUAGUGACUUCGACAAGCAUUACAGUACAGAAGAGAAGACAGACCUCUUUGAAGUAAAAGUAAAAGAUGCCCCUCUUUAUUUUGAGUCCUUUCAGAAUAAGAUGGACUAUCACCCAGCACUGAAUGCUUUGAAGGAGUCAUGGGGUAUGUGGCUGAUGCUUCACACAGAACAGAUUAACAUACAGAAUGACCUCACUGAACUGAAAAAAGACCUCAUGCAGCAUUUGCAGGAUACACGUAACAAACUUCUACAAGGUCAAAGUGAAAACUUUUAUGAUCACAUCCAUCAGGCUUUAGGACGCAUUGCGCUGCAUAUUCAAAACAAAAGUAAAUGUGACUAUGGAGCAAAAUUUUAUUGGGAAAGAGCCUCUGAGUCGGACAGCUACUACCGAGCUGCUGCACUAUACAAUCAGGCCUACAUUACCAUUAACAUGGCUAGAAAAGGCUACAAACGUGAGGCAUGUUCCUUACUUGAGGAGGCAGAUAAAGCCUUAGAUGUUUAUGUAUUAGAAAUGACCAACACACUAAGCUUCUAUUACUUAUCUGUGACUCGAGACUUUGAACCACAUCACAGUGGUAGCUGUAACUUUCAAUUACAAAUGCAGGCAAGGAUGAACAUAUUUAACUCAUGGAAGCAAAAUAUUAGGAAAAUACUUGACCUGCUUGGAUCAGGCAAAGGAGACUUCAUAACAGUGGACUUGACUCUUUACAGUUUAUCAGCUAAAGAGGAUUUUGUGUCUUCUAAUGAACUUGGUCUCUUUCGUAAUUAUGGCCUUGCAGUCGUGUUUGAACUGAAGGAAAAGCCCAAGUUCUCAUUUGAUGCCCUGAUUUGUUGUUUUCUCGGUGUGAUUCAGGUUGUAGUGGGAGUUUUGAUGUGUGGCCUGACAUCUGGUUUUAUAUCUUCAUUUGCUCUUGCUUUGAUCUCUGAUGGUGUGUCUGACAUGAUCAGUGGAGUCAUGGGUAUGAUAAAUGGUGAUUUUUAUUGGGCAUCAUGGGCAAUAUCUAAAGCAAUAAGUAUGGGAACAUCUUUGGUCUGUGGCGGAUUCAGUGUUUUCAAAAGAUCUUUCUCAUCUGUGACAAGUGCAGGAAAUGGUAUCCUAAGUGGCACUAAAUCAUUACAAAAUAUAGCAGGGAGUGCCCUCAGUUCAGGAAGAAACCUGUUCAUGUCCACUUGUACGACAGUUAAAGCUUCAGUACCAUCAGUUUUCCUGAAGAACAUCACAUCCAAAGUGGCUAAACUGAACUUACAAAAAGCAAGUGUGUAUGCUCUACAGGAAUUGGCUAUUCAGGGGGUUAACACGGCUUUGAACAAAACUGAUGCGACAGUUAAAAAAACUUUUAAGCAAGGAUUUCGACUUACUUUCAUGAAAUCUAUACGUUCAGCGCUGCAACAGAAUAAACAAUUUGUUCAAGCACUUUUAGAUUUCAUCAGUUCAGGAAUCCCAAAGGCUGCCUUAAAUAAAGAGUCUGGCUACAGGAUUAGCAACAACUUGGAGAAGCAAAUUAUUGAGUAUGUUGAGUGUAAUACUAAAAAUAUAAUUACCAGCCUGAUAAUAAACUGUAACCAAGUCAAAAAGACCAUUCAAACACUGUCAAAUCUGUGGGACAUGGCAGCAGUAUUUGUUGCACACAAACCUUAUACUUGUAUUAAGACACUCUUGAGUACUGCAAGCUUGUCCACCUCCAUUUAUGAAAUGAAUUCCUCUAUUCCUACCAAACAGACCAUUGACACGAACUUUGUUCCUGCAUUUUUAAAGUCUAUUAAAGAGGAUCCAAUAUUUGAGACAUAUGAUAAUGAUGGAAGGGACGAACUUGAAGAUGUGGAACGUCUUAAAAAUGAACUGAUUGACUUAGUUUCAGAAAUUCUUUCCCAAACCAUGGUGGAGAGUUUUUCUGGUGUUGCCACAUCCAUGUUUACAAAAACAUUUAUGAAAAGAUUAAACACUGUUACUGGAAAAGUGGUUACUAAUUUGCUGGGAAGAAAUGAAACUCAAAGUUUCUUUGACAAUCAGCAGCAUCAUUAUAAUCUGAAAUCAGCUAUUGAAUGUGAGGAAAGGCCUUUGACUGAAGAAGAAUUAAAUGAGGUCAGGUGUUAUGCGAAUAAUAUAACCGAUCAAGAAAAGCCAGCAACAGCUUUAGAAGUCCAUGUCCUUACAAAGAGUGACUUGUUGCAAGGAAAAGGAAUUUGUAUAACUGUAGUAGAUGACCGAGGAGAACUUCUCACAGAGGAGACUUACCUAGGAAUUGACCCAACAGCUGGCACUAUCAAACUCAUGCUGACAAAAACACCUCAGACUUCUCCAGGAAAUCAAGGAAUAUUGACUAAGCUGAAACGUAACCUUAUGGCUGAAGAUGUUCCACACAGUGGCCACAUUGAUAUCAUACACCCUAAUGGUUCACGAGAAACUGUAAAGUCCUUAAAUCAGAACUGUCUUUUUCAUGCUGUCAUACAAGCAACAACUAACAACCCAAAAGAUGAUGUGCUAGAGAAAGCUAAAGAGCUCCGUAGGAAAGUCAGUGAUGAGAUUCUUUUAAAACCGUAUAAGUAUGUAGAUGCUGUGAAGAUUCAGAAAAUGUUCAACAUGACCAACAGCUCGAAUAAAUUUACAAUCCAAACUGCACCGAGAGAGUUUGAUAUGGAACAGUACACUAAGUACACAAAAGACAAGACAGCGGAAAAAAUUAUUGAGGAAUACAAACUGGGAAAAGUGGGCGACCAAAAGGGGCUUUUAGACCUUGAGAAGCCCACAACAGGAGUGGUGGAGCCGCAGCACAUCCCACCACAAAGCACAUGGACUACAAUCCUUCACCUCAUCAAAACAAACCCUGAGAUUUCCUCUUUAUUAAACAAAAACAACAAAGAAAUGUUCUACCUCAUGAUGAAAAUGAAACACGACCCAAGUGAAAAGAUGCAGCUUUGCAUGAACACACUGUACUCCGAUCACCGCCGUGCACUAAGCAGCGGACACAGCACCGAGUCCAGAGCAUGCAGACGUUUCCUGACAAGCACCUUUACAAGUGGAGAUACAGAAAAGGCUUUGAAGCUCUCCUUAAUGAUGGCCCAUCCUCAAUGCUCGGAAAACAUCUGGAGUAAUCUCGGUAUACAUCAUCAUUACAGGACAUGUGAUCUUGAACUUAAAUUAAAGGACAGAAAUGAUUACUACAAGAGAGGAUUUAAAGACAUAGUGAAAAAGUACAGCAAAUCCGAUCUGAUCAACCACGUCCAAAGCAUUCGACUGAUAAACUGGGUGCAAAAAGAUAUGUUCCUGGACACGUCUACAGUGGAGUACAAAGAAAUCAUUCAUGUUAUAAAACAGACACAGAAAAGAACUGAAACAAAAAAAAUCUGAUCUUUAGUUAACUAACACAUUCAAAAGUGUGGUGGAAAAAUAAAGUGAACCCCUUGGAAUUAAUAACUGGUUGACCUUGGCAGCCAAAAA
Messenger RNA from Clarias gariepinus (North African catfish), 7210 nucleotides. RefSeq lists its product as uncharacterized. Gene Ontology annotation, cellular component: membrane. The transcript has 10 exons. NCBI's taxonomy places the organism in Eukaryota, Metazoa, Chordata, Actinopteri, Siluriformes, Clariidae. The record is from RefSeq and is a predicted model, not a curated record. Bases 146 to 7120 code for a protein of 2324 amino acids. Gene Ontology annotation, molecular function: ABC-type protein transporter activity; ATP binding. Gene Ontology annotation, biological process: protein targeting; protein import.